GAGGCGGGAAGGCAGGUGCUUGAACUGGGAUUUAAUUUCUCAUCCUGUGGAUCACUGAAUGAGUAACAGAUGGCCUUGCCUCGUCUUACAGGCGCUUUACGCUCCUUUUCAAAUGUCACUAAACAUGAGGAUUACAGUGAAGAAUUAGCUGACUUAACGACUAAAAGAUCAAAACUACACGAACAGUUGCUGAAGUCUGAUCUUACUUGGAAGAAGAUAAUAAAGUUUGUUGAUGACAAUUUGGACAAAAAAGAACACCAAACUGUAAAUGGUGAUUUAAAAACAAUAUUACAAGCUGCAAAACAAAUUGUUGGAGCUGAAAAUGGACAAGAAGCAAUUGAAAGCGGAGCUGUGUUUCUCUUUAAGACAUUUCACAGGAAAGAAUGUGUUGGUCAUGAUGAGACAAAGGCGAUCAAGCAGAUGUUUGGGCCAUUUCCAUCAUCAUCUGCUACUGCAGCUUGUAAUGCCACAUGUCGGAUUGCUUCUCACUUCACUGAAGAACAGCUUACAGCCCUCAUACAGAUGGCUGAAGAGCAAAAUGGUGAUAACAGAGUGUUGUUUGGUAAAAAUAUAGUGUUUUCAUUUGACAUGCAUGAUUUGGAUCACUCUGAGGAGCUGCCUGUGAAUGGCGAGGCUGACGCACAGAAAAUUAUAAGCUUAGAUUAUAACAAAUUUCUGAAUAACCAGCUGAAUCACUUACAGAAUUACUGUGAUGAGAAAUCUGAUCUCAAGUCUUUGGAAAAAGUAGAUGAUUCUUUUCUAUGGUGUGAAGUUGGAAAGUAUCUGAAUGAAUCUCAAGGGGGUACCCCUGGAGGGCCAACAACAGAAGACCUCUGCUGUACUUUGUACGAGAUGCUUGCUUCUACCAAAAGUGGCGAUGAACUUCAAAAUGAGUUAUUUGAACUGCUAGGCCCUGAAGGUUUUGAACUCAUAGAGAAGCUCCUACAGAACAGAUCUCUGAUUCUGGAAAGAUCUUUGACUUGUCCAAAUGAUAACAGGUUCCAGACUCUGCAAGAACAGUGCAAGAAGUUUAUAGGAGAAAAUGCUAAGCCCAAUUAUGGUUGUCAAGUUACAAUUCAGUCUGAACAAGAAAAGCUGUUAAUGAAGCAAUAUCGUCGGGAAGAAAAGCGAAAUGCCAGAAAAGAAAAACAAGCUGGGGAAGAUGGAGAAGUUUCUGGAGAAGGACUGAUGUGCUUUGAUCCCAAAGAGCUGCGGAUGCAAAGAGAGCUAGCACUUUUGAAUGCUCGAAGUAUGCCGGUCCUAGGUAGACAGAGAGAAAUGGACUUCGAAAAAAUUCAUUAUCCGCAUGUUUAUGAUUCCCGAGCUGAAGCUAUGAAAACAUCAGCAUUCAUUGGGGGUGCAAAGGUGUUCUUACCAGAGGCAGUUCAGAGAAACAAUAAAAUGUAUGAAGAGGUAAAGAUCCCCCAUAGUGAACCAAUGCCUAUUGGUAUUGAAGAGAAAAUUGUUUAUAUUAAAGACUUAGAUGAGAUUGGACAGCUUGCUUUUAAAGGCAUGAAAAGGCUAAACCGCAUCCAGUCUAUAGUUUUCGAGACUGCCUACAACACAAAUGAGAACAUGCUAAUCUGUGCCCCAACUGGAGCUGGGAAGACCAACAUUGCCAUGCUGACAGUCCUUCAUGAAAUUCGCCAGCAUGUCCAGCAUGGUGUUAUCAAAAAGGAUGAGUUUAAGAUUGUGUAUGUUGCUCCUAUGAAGGCUUUGGCAGCUGAAAUGACAAAUUACUUCAGCAAGCGUCUGGAACCACUAGGCAUUACUGUGAAAGAGUUGACUGGUGAUAUGCAACUGUCAAAAGGUGAAAUUCUGCGAACACAGAUGCUUGUGACUACUCCGGAGAAAUGGGAUGUAGUGACAAGAAAAAGUGUUGGUGAUGUAGCCCUCUCUCAGCUGGUAAAACUCUUGAUUCUCGAUGAAGUUCAUCUGUUGCAUGAAGACAGAGGACCAGUACUUGAAAGUAUAGUAGCACGUACUUUACGUCAGGUUGAAUCUACACAAAGUAUGAUUAGGAUUUUGGGCCUUUCAGCUACAUUACCCAAUUAUCUUGAUGUUGCUACAUUUCUACAUGUCAAUCCCUGCAUUGGACUAUUCUACUUCGAUGGCCGUUUCCGACCGGUACCGCUGGGGCAAACCUUUAUAGGAAUUAAGACAACCAAUAAGGUGCAGCAGCUGAAUCAUAUGGAUGAAGUAUGUUAUGAAAAUGUGCUGAAAAAUAAUGGCGCUGGACCAUCAUAAAGAUUUCACGAGGUGAUGGUGUUUGUUCAUGCUAGAAAUGCCACAGUACGAACUGCUAUGGCUCUUCGAGAAAAAGCAAAAAACAAUGGUCAUAUUUGUCACUUUCUGUCACCCCAAGGAUCGGAUUAUGGACAAGCUGAAAAACAGGUACAGAGAUCCAGAAAUAAGCAGUUACGUGAGCUGUUUCCAGAUGGAUUUAGUAUUCAUCAUGCAGGAAUGCUGCGGCAAGACAGAAGCUUGGUUGAGAACUUGUUUUCUAACGGACAUAUCAAAGUCCUAGUUUGUACAGCUACGCUUGCCUGGGGUGUCAAUCUUCCUGCUCAUGCUGUUGUUAUUAAGGGAACACAAAUAUAUGCUGCAAAAAGAGGCUCCUUUGUUGACCUUGGAAUUUUAGAUGUCAUGCAGAUAUUUGGUCGAGCUGGACGGCCUCAGUUUGACAAAUUCGGAGAAGGUGUCAUUAUUACAACUCAUGAUAAACUCAGUCAUUACCUGACUCUUCUUACUCAGCAGAAUCCAAUUGAAAGCCAGUUUCUUGAAAGCCUUGCAGACAACCUAAAUGCAGAGAUUGCUCUUGGAACAGUAACUAAUGUGGAAGAAGCAGUAAAGUGGAUAAGUUACACUUAUCUUUAUGUACGGAUGAGAGCAAAUCCAUUAGUAUACGGCAUCAGUCACAAAGCUUAUCAGAUGGAUCCAGGUCUAGAAAAGCACAGAGAACAAUUAGUAAUUGAAGUCGGCAGAAAACUGGACAAAGCCCGCAUGAUUCGCUUUGAAGAACGAACUGGCUUUUUUUCUUCAACAGAUUUAGGCAGAACUGCCAGCCACUACUAUAUUAAAUACAAUACUAUAGAGACUUUCAAUGAAUUGUUUGAUGCUCAUAAAACAGAAGGCGAUAUUCUUGCUAUAGUAUCAAAAGCUGAAGAAUUCGAACAGAUAAAGGUAAGAGAAGAAGAAAUAGAAGAGCUGGAUACCUUACUGAAUGAUUUCUGUGAACUUCCUGCUCCAGGAGGUGUGGAAAACAAUUAUGGAAAAAUUAAUAUCCUCCUUCAAACAUAUAUUAGCAGAGGGGAGAUGGACAGCUUCUCCCUUAUUUCAGAUUCUGCGUAUGUUGCACAGAAUGCAGCUCGUAUUGUUCGAGCUCUUUUUGAGAUUGCCCUUAGGAAACGUUGGCCUGCAAUGACAUAUCGACUACUGAAUCUCAGCAAAGUCAUUGACAAGCGGCUGUGGGGCUGGGUUAGCCCUUUGAGACAGUUCUCAGUGUUACCACCAUCAGUCCUCUCAAAGUUGGAAGAGAAGAAUCUCACUAUAGACAAGAUGAAGGACAUGAGAAAAGAUGAAAUAGGUCAUAUGCUGCAUCAUGUGAAGAUUGGGUUAAAGGUAAAACAGUGUGUCCAUCAAAUCCCCUCCAUCAUAAUGGAAGCAACGAUUCAGCCAAUUACCCGCACAGUGCUCCGAGUUCGGCUGAACAUCGCUCCUGACUUCACGUGGAACGAUCAGGUACACGGCACUGUUGGAGAGCCCUGGUGGAUUUGGGUAGAAGACCCUACUAAUGAUCACAUUUAUCAUUCAGAGUACUUCAUCAUUCAAAAAAAACAGGUCAUUACUAAAGAACCUCAACUGCUGGUGUUCACAAUCCCAAUUUUUGAACCUCUUCCUUCUCAAUAUUACAUUCGAGCUGUGUCCGAUAGAUGGUUAGGAGCAGAGGCUGUAUGUAUCAUAAAUUUUCAACAUUUGAUUCUUCCAGAGAGACAUCCACCCCACACAGAGCUUCUGGAUCUUCAGCCUUUGCCUGUCACAGCCUUGGGACAUCGGGAAUAUGAACUCCUGUACAAAUUCACACACUUCAACCCUAUCCAGACCCAGAUAUUUCAUACACUUUAUCACACAGACUGUAAUGUUCUUCUUGGAGCGCCUACAGGUUCUGGAAAAACUGUUGCAGCUGAAUUAGCCAUCUUUAGAGUUUUUAACAAGUAUCCCACAUCAAAGGCAGUGUAUAUUGCGCCCUUAAAAGCACUCGUUCGUGAAAGAAUUGAGGACUGGAAAGUUAGGAUUGAAGAAAAACUUGGUAAAAAGGUUGUAGAGUUGACAGGAGAUGUGACCCCUGAUAUGAGAGCUAUUGCCCAAGCUGACCUGAUUGUUACUACCCCAGAGAAGUGGGAUGGUGUCAGCAGAAGCUGGCAGAACAGAAGCUAUGUUCAGAAAGUUUCCAUUCUUAUCAUAGAUGAGAUCCAUCUGCUAGGGGAUGACAGAGGCCCAGUAUUGGAAGUCAUUGUAUCUCGAACAAACUUCAUCUCAUCUCACACAGAGAAGCCUGUGAGAGUAGUUGGUUUAUCCACUGCUUUAGCAAAUGCCAGAGACCUUGCUGACUGGCUAAAUAUUAAUCAGAUGGGUCUGUUCAACUUCCGACCAUCAGUACGCCCGGUUCCUCUGGAGGUGCACAUUCAGGGCUUCCCUGGCCAGCAUUACUGUCCUCGCAUGGCUAGCAUGAACAAACCUGCAUUUCAGGCAAUUCGGAGUCAUUCUCCAGCCAAGCCUGUUCUUAUUUUUGUGUCAUCCAGACGUCAGACAAGGCUUACUGCCUUAGAUCUGAUAGCUUUCCUAGCCACCGAGGAUGAUCCCAAACAGUGGCUGAAGAUGGAUGAAAGAGAGAUGAAUGACAUUAUAGUGACAGUUAGAGAUUCAAAUCUGAAGCUGACACUUGCUUUUGGAAUAGGCAUGCACCAUGCGGGUCUGCAUGAGAGAGACAGGAAAACUGUGGAAGAAUUGUUUGUGAACUGCAAAAUCCAGGUUCUUAUUGCCACAAGCACAUUAGCUUGGGGUGUAAAUUUUCCAGCUCAUUUAGUAAUUGUUAAAGGAACAGAAUUCUAUGAUGGAAAAACAAGGCGUUACGUGGAUUAUCCCAUUACAGAUGUACUUCAGAUGAUGGGACGUGCUGGCAGACCACAAUUUGAUGACCAAGGAAAAGCUGUAAUUCUAGUUCAUGAUAUUAAGAAAGACUUCUACAAAAAAUUCCUUUAUGAACCUUUCCCAGUGGAAUCAAGCUUGUUAGAAGUGCUGGCUGACCACUUGAAUGCUGAAAUUGCUGCUGGAACUAUUACUUCUAAGCAGGAUGCAAUGGAUUAUAUCACCUGGACUUACUUCUUCCGUCGACUAAUAAUGAACCCAACUUACUAUAACUUGGAUGAUGUGAGCCAUGACACUAUGAAUAAGUACCUCUCAAGCCUUGUUGAGAAAUCCCUCUUUGAUUUGGAAUGCUCCUUCUGUAUUGAAAUUGGGGAGGAUAAUCGCAGCAUUGAACCUCUGACAUAUGGCCGCAUUGCUUCCUAUUACUACUUGAAGCAUCCAACUAUUGGGAUGUUCAAAGAUCAGUUAAAACCUGAAAGCAACAUUGAAGAAUUGCUCUUAAUUCUGACAAAUGCUGAGGAGUACACAGAUCUGCCUGUGAGACACAAUGAAGACCAGAUGAACAGUGAACUGGCAAAACACCUUCCAAUUGAAGUCAAUCCCCAUUCAUUUGACAGUUCACACACAAAAACACACCUCCUGCUGCAAGCCCACUUCAGUCAUGCCAUGCUGCCUUGUCCAGAUUAUGCAACUGACACAAAGACAGUGCUGGACCAAGCAAUUAGAAUAUGUCAGGCAAUGCUGGACGUUGCAGCACAUCAUGGCUGGCUGGUGACUGCUCUGAAUAUAACCAAUCUGGUGCAGAUGGUGGUUCAGGGUAGAUGGAUACACGACUCCUCCCUGCUUACUUUGCCCAAUAUAGAGCUACAACACCUUUACCUUUUUCGGAAGUGGAGCCAAGGCAAAAGGAAGAGUGUGCAUGGAGGUUACCAAGGACCUAUCGAGUGUCUUCCCGAACUAAUGGCUGCCUGCGAAGGAAAAGAGAAUGUUUUUGCUUCCAUUGUGGACAGUGAAUUGCAAACAGCACACAUUUCACAGGCUUGGAAUUUCUUGUCCCGUUUGCCAAUUCUAAACGUCAGCCUGAGCAUUAAGGGCUGUCGGGACGACCCAGCUCAGCCACAGAACGAAGUGCCUGUUCCUUCUUUGACAACAGACACGCGAGACGACAAAAGAUGGAUCAAAUUACAUGCUGAUCAAGAGUAUGUGCUCCAAAUAAAUCUGCAGAGAACCCAGAUGGGGUAUCAGGGAAAGCAAGACAGUAAAGCAGUGGCUCCUCGAUUCCCCAAAGUUAAAGAUGAAGGAUGGUUUUUGAUAUUGGGAGAAGUUGAUAAAAAAGAACUCAUCGCCCUGAAGAGAACUGGAUACGUCAGAAAUCGAAAUACUGUUUCUGUUGCUUUUUAUACUCCAGAAACUCCUGGGAAGUGUAUCUACACAUUGUAUCUCAUGAGCGACAGUUACCUUGGCAUGGACCAACAGUACGAUAUUUACCUGAACAUUGUACCAGCUAGUACUUCGGCACAAGUCCCAACAGAGGUGUCCGAUGCUAUGAGUCACCUGGCUCUGAAGUAAGGCGAUUGGAAAAGUCCGUUUAAAAGAACCGGUCUUGCAGCUAAGACAUCUGGUCGUUCUGGACAUCCAAAAAUGCGUUUGCCUUAGCGGAACCAACUUCAAACCUCAAGACAACUAGGAAAUUGAAAGUGACUACUGUAUUGACUCUGGUAACACAGAGUUAGCCGCAGUGGCCUUACUCCUUUAUGAAGAUUUGUCUUUUCUUGUUUCAUUUUUCGUCUUUCAGAAGUCAUAUUGUUAAUUGAAUUUCGACACAUCAAAAUUAAAGACUAAAAGAUAUUGUAAUUUGUGCAAAUUUAGGGCUAUAGUCCUCACUUUGAAAAGUGUUCUGUAGCCUGUGUAUUACUGUAGUUUAAAUAGUCAACUUUUUUAAUUUAUAGGGAAAAAAUACAAAAUUUGAUCUAAGAACUGCUGAAAAUAUUGAUGGAUGUGUUAUAUUUCCUGUUUAAUAAAAAUAAGUC
Messenger RNA from Aptenodytes forsteri (emperor penguin), 7178 nucleotides. RefSeq names its product activating signal cointegrator 1 complex subunit 3 (gene ASCC3). Gene Ontology annotation, molecular function: nucleic acid binding; ATP hydrolysis activity; ATP binding. NCBI's taxonomy places the organism in Eukaryota, Metazoa, Chordata, Aves, Sphenisciformes, Spheniscidae. The record is from RefSeq and is a predicted model, not a curated record.